GUGGAGAAAACCCUACAUGCAUGCAAACCAUCAUCAGGUUGAGCCGCCAUUUUUUGUUUAGCCGGCUGAAAAAUGAACGCACCUCCAGCUUUCGAGUCAUUUUUGCUAUUUGAAGGAGAAAAAAAAAUUACGAUAAUUAAAGACACCAAGGUGCCAAAUGCUUGUCUUUUCACACUGAACAAGGAGGACCACACACUUGGGAACAUUAUAAGAUCCCAGCUGCUGAAGGACCCUCAGGUGCUGUUUGCUGGGUAUAAGGUCCCCCAUCCGCUGGAACACAAAAUCGUAAUUCGUGUCCAGACGACCCCAGACUACAGUCCCCAGGAGGCCUUCACCAAUGCCAUCACUGACCUCAUAAGCGAGUUGUCCUUGCUGGAAGAAAGAUUCAGGGUGGCCAUCAAGGACAAACAAGAAGGGAUUGAAUGAAGGCUCUUUCUGUCAAAUGCGGUUGCUGUGCUCAUAAUCCGCCUGGUUUUUGAACAAAGAAAUAUAAGAAAUAUAAGUGGAAAAACACUUUUAACAGCAGCUUGGUAUACUGACUGGUCUUCAGACUACAAACUGAACUUCUCGAUUCAAAAUAGAUCACGUCACUUAAGCUUUUCUUCUAACCUGCCAUCAAAAUGUGUGGAAAUUGAGCCUUUGUAAUUUGCAAUGCAGGUUUUUUCACAAUUUAAAUUUAAACCUUUCAUGUUCCUUGCAAUCAGAAAGCUUCAGAUUGCUUUGUGCUUCUAUUUCUUAAUGACCAUGACAAAGGUUUGUAUUUUUGUGAAAUAGUAUGACUUUGAUUUGUUGUAAAUACAAUGAGUGAUGUACUUUCAUUGUUUUUCAAAUAAAAUAUUUGGCUUUGGCGAA
Messenger RNA from Conger conger (European conger), 852 nucleotides. It is a transcript of the gene polr2j, whose product is annotated as RNA polymerase II subunit J. Gene Ontology annotation, cellular component: RNA polymerase II, core complex. Gene Ontology annotation, biological process: transcription by RNA polymerase II. The coding region runs from base 73 to 426 and encodes 117 amino acids. Gene Ontology annotation, molecular function: protein dimerization activity; DNA binding. The record is from RefSeq and is a predicted model, not a curated record. The transcript has 4 exons. Lineage: Eukaryota; Metazoa; Chordata; Actinopteri; Anguilliformes; Congridae.